This is a messenger RNA of Etheostoma cragini (Arkansas darter), 3603 nucleotides long. It is a transcript of the gene strip1, whose product is annotated as striatin interacting protein 1. Gene Ontology annotation, cellular component: cytosol. The record is from RefSeq and is a predicted model, not a curated record. Bases 66 to 2471 code for a protein of 801 amino acids. Gene Ontology annotation, biological process: cytoskeleton organization. The transcript has 19 exons. NCBI's taxonomy places the organism in Eukaryota, Metazoa, Chordata, Actinopteri, Perciformes, Percidae.
CAACAUAAUACAGUCCAACUCUCGUAGUUCACCUGGUCUCGCGAGAGCACACUGCUCCCAAAAAAAUGGACCUCGGUGGGAACAGUGGGCUUCCUGUAAACAAUAAACAGAGAGCUAUGUUGCCUAACAAAAGCAGGGUCGAAUUUACCCGAAACCCAAGAAAAGAUUCAGAGGGGCUCUCGGAGUCUCCAGACCUCGAGUUCGAAUAUGCUGAUACAGACAAGUGGGCUGCAGAGCUGUCAGGUGUAAUUUAUUAUCUCCACCUCGUUUGUGUCUCAGUUUGUGCUAGGAAGUGGACGGAGCUUGAUGCAGCUCAGCACAGAGCUCAUGCCAUGCGACUGUUGGAUGGUCUGGAGGUGAUAGCCCGGGACAAGAGGCUGAAAGCUGCCAGAGCCAUUCUUUACAUGGCUCAGGGAACCUUUGCAGAGUGCAGCUCUGAGGCUGAUGUGCAGUACUGGAUGAGAUACAACAUCUUUCUCCUGCUGGAUGUGGGGACCUUCUCUGCUCUGGUGGAGCUGCUCAACAUGGAAAUUGACAACAGUGCUGCCUGUAGUAGUGCUGUCAGGAAACCAGCCAUCUCCCUUGCUGACAGCACAGAUCUCCGAGUGCUGCUCAACAUAAUGUACCUGAUGGUGGAAACCAUACAACAGGAUGACCCAGCAGACAAGCCUGAAUGGAAAAUCAUCAGGGAAACCUUCAGAGCAGAACUGGGAUCUCCUCUGUUCAACAACGAGCCGAUGUCCGUCAUGCUCUUCGGUAUGGUAACCAAGUUCUGCAGUGGUCAUGCCCCUCACUUCCCAAUGAAGAAGGUGUUGUUGCUGUUGUGGAAGAGCAUACUGUUUACACUCGGAGGGUUUGAGCAGCUCCAAAGCAUAAAGGUUCAUAAGCGUGUGGAGCUGGGUCUCGCCCCUCUCCCAGAGGACAGUAUUCGAGUCAUUCGCAGUAUGAGGGCCGCUUCUCCUCCUGCGUCUGCAUCCGACCUCAUAGAGCAGCAACAGAAACGGGCGCGCCGUGAACACAAGGGGUUAAUCAAACAGGACAACCUUGACGCAUUCAACGAAAAGGAUCCUUACAAGGCUGACGACUCUCGUGAGGAUGAGGAUGACAGCGAUGACAAUGACAACUCUGUAGAGCCAGAAACUUUCCCUCUAGAGAGGGACGAGGUGAUGCCUCCGCCUAUUCCUCACCCUCCGUCAGAUAGGGUAUCGUUACCCAAAGGACUGCCGUGGGCUCCUAAAGUCAGGGAAAAGGACAUUGAAAAUUUCCUGGAAUCAAGUAGAAGUAAAUUUAUUGGGUACACACUUGGAAAUGAUACAAAUACAGUUGUUGGCUUGCCUAGGCCAAUUCAUGAGAGCAUUAAGACCUUAAAGCAGCACAAGUACGUCUCCAUUGCUGAGAUACAGAUUGCAAAGGAGGAGGAGUUUCAGAAAACCCCUCUGUCUGGGGGUGAAGAGGAGGUGGAGAUGUCCUCCAUUGAGCUGCUCUAUCAGGGAAUUCUGCCCAGUUUGCCUCAAUACAUGAUCGCUCUGCUGAAGAUCCUGCUCGCAGCAGCUCCGACUUCCAAAGCCAAGACCGACUCCAUCAACAUCCUGGCAGACGUACUGCCGGAGGAGAUGCCGACCACAGUGUUGCAAAGCAUGAAACUUGGUGUUGAUGUCAAUCGACACAAAGAGAUCAUUGUGAAGGCUAUCUCUGCCAUCCUGCUGCUGCUUCUAAAACACUUCAAACUUAACCACAUCUACCAGUUUGAGUACAUGGCUCAACACCUGGUGUUUGCGAACUGCAUCCCCCUCAUUCUGAAGUUUUUCAACCAGAACAUCAUGUCUUACAUCACCGCUAAAAAUAGCAUUUCAGUACUUGACUUUCCCCAUUGUGUGGUGCAUGAGCUCCCGGAGUUAACUGCAGAGAGUUUGGAAGCAGGAGACAACAAUCAGUUUUGCUGGAGGAAUCUGUUCUCUUGUAUUAACCUGCUAAGGAUCCUCAACAAACUAACCAAGUGGAAGCACUCCAGAACAAUGAUGCUAGUGGUGUUUAAGUCCGCUCCCAUCCUGAAGAGGGCGCUGAAGGUCAAGCAGGCCAUGAUGCAGCUGUAUGUCCUCAAGCUGCUUAAAGUGCAGACCAAAUACCUGGGACGUCAGUGGAGGAAGAGCAACAUGAAGACCAUGUCUGCCAUCUACCAAAAGGUCCGACAUCGGCUUAAUGACGACUGGGCCUACGGGAACGAUCUGGAUGCUCGUCCUUGGGACUUCCAGGCCGAGGAAUGUGCUCUGCGGGCCAACAUUGAACGCUUUAAUAGUCGCCGCUACGACAAGAGCCAGAGCAACCCGGACUUCCUGCCUGUGGACAACUGUCUGCAAAGUGUCCUGGGACAGCGGGUGGACUUGCCUGAGGACUUCCAAAUGAAUUACGACCUUUGGCUGGAGCGGGAGGUCUUCUCCAAACCUAUUUCCUGGGAAGAACUGCUACAGUGAGAAUCUAAACAACUUUUUAUCAACAAAAGUUUCAGUCAGGCAUUGAGACAACAGUUCAACAGACCAGCAGUUCUCUCAGCAGUAUGUUACAUGUUCUGUACACUGAAGCGGACGGAUGGAUCUAACUCUAAAGUUGCCCAGGUGUAGAUUUUCAAUCAUAACUUUUACAGUUUUGUUUAUGUGACAAACUAUUGAGACUCCCCCACACUGAUGCCACCCAGUUUUUUUAAUGAAACAGCUAACAAAUAAUUCAGUGCUAAAUCUCGAAUGUCACAUGUGAACUUAAACUCCACCCCUACCUUUACAUAUACAGGUAUUUGCUCGGUGUGCCACUUACCUGCUAAAGUCGUCCUGUAAUUUUUACCUUAAAGCACUACAUGACAGUUUCUUCUUAAUUUUGAAGAGAUUUAUUUGGAAUAAAUGGUAUGCAUGUACUGCUAAGAAUAACAAAGGCAGCACAUUUAGGAUGUUAAUAAAUACAAGAUUCCCUAGUAUAUCGUAUAUAUCUUCUUCAGAGAGAUGAAAGGAAUUAGGUGGAGGCUUUAUAUAAUUUAUCAUAAUUACUGGUGUACAAAUAAAAACAGGUUUUACUUUUUAUUAGUUAUUAGCUGAAAGGGACAAACAUCCGUUCACUUGACUUCCUCUUUGUUGUUCUGCUCUAUUUGCAAAUGAUUUAAAUUGUAUUUGAAUUGUGAGUUUCUCUCUAAGUGCUGCCUACACACCUUUUAUAUGGGACCAUGGAGGCAGCCAUUCAGACCUCCACUGACCACCAGGCAUGACAUUACAGCCUUGAUCUUAUUUUUUUUUAACCUAGAGUAACACAUUCGUAUCUUAAUUAGUUUUUGUGUGGAAGGAUUGGUUGCACAUGUUCAAAUGAUUUGAUUGUGUGAAAGAAAAGAGAAACAUUUAAGUUUCUGAUUUUAAAUCAGUGGUUUCUGAGCUUCACUCAUCAGACAGUUACUUUCCAGUUACAGUUACCCAGUUUCCUGUCUUUUCUUUAUUUUUACAUUUUUAGUUUUGUUUUUUUAAUAUAGGUUAAGGUUAAGGAAAUAAGAAUACAUGUAAAUUGUGAAACUUAUUUAUCAUGUCUUUGUUUUAAAUGGACUCAAAUACUGUAAUAAAAUGAUACUGU